Knipowitschia caucasica is the source of this 1668-nucleotide messenger RNA. Lineage: Eukaryota; Metazoa; Chordata; Actinopteri; Gobiiformes; Gobiidae. The record is from the annotation of a GenBank genome assembly.
AUGACACUGCACCUGUCUGUGGGCAUUCUCAGCAUCUCUGGAGGCUCUCUUCUCCUCCUCAUAAACAACUAUGGUAGUGUGUCUGGAAACGCAACCACAUUCAUCCCACACACUACACUUGGCACACUGCUCCUCAUUGCCGCUGCCCUGUCGGCUUAUGCAGCUGUAAGCCGCUGUCUUAGCCAUGCCCAGUUGUUUUCCACGCUGUGCUUGUCCAUCUCUGCCCUUUGGAGUGCCCUGGGACUGGUCCACAUUCUGUUUGGACAAAGGAUUCUCACUGAGGACGAGUUUAGAUUUGCCCUGAUCCCCGGUUUAGCUACGUUUAGCUUCGCACUGUUUCUCAUCGCCAUCAUUGCCACUUUAAUAGUUGAUCUCUCCGUCGGAGGCUUCGGGCACAAGGCCACAGCCGCCAAUUACCUCCUUGUCUUUCUAGUCUGUGCAUAUUUUGGUAUUGGGCGCCUACUGUCCGUGAUCACUGGAGGCAAAGUAGAGUUCCUGGGAGCAGGCUUGAAAGACAAAGUAGUUUCGAAAGCCGAGGAAAGCAUGUACUGUGAUGUCACUAUUGUAGGUCAUGCCUGUAAUUUGCUGGCUGCCUUUGCCCUGACUGGGACGGAGGAGGACACCACUUCACUUCUGCCAUGGGUGGUCGUGGGCGGGGGGCUGCUUCAGAUACUCUGUGGGCUUGUCGCCUUUUCUCGAGGUAAAACAUUCGAGAGCACUGUGUUUGUCCUCUACGGCAUUCUCUGGGCUUUCUGGGGUUCGGUCAGAUACGGGUCCCUCUACGGAGAUGUGAGAGUGGGAUAUCUGCCAUAUGGUUAUGACAUAGGGGUGGCGAUCAUCUUUGGGGCUGUCAGUCUUUAUUGCUUCGGGGCCAAGAUGUUUAGCAGCACCUUCCAGUCGCCUCUGAUCCCUUUGGGGAAGCCGAUUAUUAAACUGAGCGGAGUUGGUGGAGGUGCCCAAAUAUGUCCACAUCUUCCGGCACGCAAGGCCACGUCUGUGCAGCAGAUUGCAGAUAUAAUGAAGAACGGAGGAGUAUGUGGGAUGCCAACCGACACUGUUUAUGUUAGUAAAAGCCUACAAGGUGAAAAGGCAGGCAGAGGACCCAUGUCCAUGUGGAUCUCCUCCAUAAAACAGCUGCAGCCGGUGCGUCACCUGCUGAGCCCUCUGCUGCUGGACUUCAUGGAGGCGGCGUGGCCAUCUUCCAUCAGUAUGGUUCUGCCCAGAGGUCCGUGGAUGGAGGUGUUUGGUUUAGGAGAUGCAGCUAAACAUAUUGGAACACCACAAAGCAUUGCUAUCAGAAACCCAGACUGUGCCGUUGCCACUCACCUCAUGAAUAUGGUCGGGCCGAUUGCAGUAACAUCAGCCAAUCCAACAGGAGAGGCAGACACCACCCAUCACAAUCAAGUUUUCGCCAAAUUGGGUGACAAGGUGGACGGUGUGUUAUGUGACGGUCCUUCUCCUGAAAACAUUGCAUCGACUGUGGUGGACUGCACAAAGAUCGAGUCGGGCCAGAUUGGCUUCUUCAGAGUUGGCCUCAUUCCUAAAUCAAAAGUUCUGCAGAUUUUUGAAGAGGUCCAGAAGAGGCACAGACACGGACAGACAAAUGCUGCGUUUGAAAGUGAAACUAACAGUGUAACAAUGGAAAAUGCUAACCCCUUAGCCCGAUGA